AAAUACUUAAAACAAGCUCAUUGGCAAUAUGUAUGGACUGUUGUUGGAGAAUUUAUCCGAGUACAUCAAGUCAGUGUACGGCGAGGAAAAAUGGGAGGAUAUAAGACGACAGGCGGGCAUCGAUGCGCCCUCAUUCAGCGUGCAUCAGGUUUACCCCGAGAACCUGCUCCAGAAGCUGGCCAAGAAGGCGCAAACGGUUUUGGGCGUAUCGGAGCGCGAGUUUAUGGAUCGAUUGGGCGUCUAUUUUGUUGGCUUUGUGGGUCAGUAUGGCUACGAUCGGGUUUUAUCCGUGCUGGGACGACAUAUGCGAGACUUUCUCAAUGGUCUGGAUAAUCUGCAUGAGUAUCUAAAGUUCUCAUAUCCGCGUAUGCGUGCGCCAAGCUUCAUCUGUGAGAAUGAAACAAAGCAGGGUCUCACAUUGCACUAUCGUUCAAAGAGGCGUGGCUUUGUGUACUACACGAUGGGGCAAAUACGUGAGGUGGCACGCUACUUCUACCACAAGGAGAUGCACAUUGAGCUGGUGCGCGAGGAGAUAUUAUUCGACACGGUACACGUGACCUUUCAGCUGACAUUCGACAACCGCGCCUUUACCCUCGCUUCCCUGGCCAUGACCCGCGAGGAGAAACAUUUGCCCAUUAGCGCCCACGUGUUAUUCGAGAUAUUCCCAUUUUGCAUUGUAUUUGGCGCUGACAUGGUUGUGCGCAGCAUUGGCAACUCUUUGAUGGUCAUAUUACCGGAAUUAUUGGGCAAGAAAAUUACGGCCUGGUUCGAUCUGGUGCGACCGCUAAUUGCGUUUAAGUUCCAAACCAUAUUGAAUCGCACAAACAACAUAUUCGAGCUGGUUACCGUGGAUCCGGUCACAGAGCGAUUGGAUGCCGAAAACGGGGAUUUGAUGCUGCACGACGAUGGCAGUGAACCAGAAAAGUCACUCCGACUCAAAGGUCAAAUGGUUUAUAUGGAAAACUGGCGCAUGAUUAUGUUUCUGGGCACUCCAGUGAUGCCCGAUCUGACGUCCCUGAUUACAACGGGUCUCUACAUCAACGAUCUGUCCAUGCACGAUUUUAGCAGAGACCUUAUGCUUGCGGGCACACAGCAGUCUGUGGAGCUGAAACUGGCGCUAGAUCAGGAACAACAAAAAUCAAAGAAGCUGGAAGAGUCCAUGCGUAAGCUUGACGAGGAAAUGCGACGCACCGAUGAAUUACUGUAUCAGAUGAUACCUAAGCAGGUGGCAGAUCGUCUGAGACGAGGCGAGAAUCCCAUAGAUACCUGUGAGAUGUUUGACAGUGUUUCGAUUUUGUUCUCGGAUAUCGUGACCUUUACCGAGAUCUGCAGUCGGAUUACGCCCAUGGAGGUGGUAUCCAUGUUGAAUGCCAUGUACUCAAUCUUUGAUACUCUAACCGAACGGAAUUCGGUCUACAAAGUUGAGACAAUUGGCGAUGCCUAUAUGGUCGUUGCCGGAGCACCGGAUAAGGAUGCGAAUCAUGCCGAGAGAGUCUGUGAUAUGGCCUUGGAUAUGGUCGAUGCCAUAACCGAUUUAAAGGAUCCUUCAACGGGUCAACAUUUAAGAAUACGUGUGGGCGUUCACUCGGGCGCCGUCGUAGCUGGCAUUGUGGGCCUAAAGAUGCCACGUUAUUGCCUGUUUGGAGAUAGCGUUAAUACCGCCUCUAGAAUGGAAUCGACCAGCAUUGCCAUGAAAAUACACAUAUCGGAGUCCACAAAGGUGCUAAUUGGACCCAAUUAUAAGAUACUCGAGCGCGGUGAAAUCGAUGUCAAGGGCAAGGGCACUAUGAAGACCUACUGGCUGGAGGAGCGCGAGAAUCGCCUGCCGCUGCAACUGAUCUCUGGGCUACAACUGCAUCCGAUGUCCGCUGCUCCGCCGCUAACACCGAUCCCCAAAGCGAUAAUGCCAGCUCCCAAGCCAGCAACAACCGUUGCACCGCCGCCAGCAGAUCCUCCCCAGACUUCGCUGGCCAAUGUGGUGUUGGGAGUUAGCGGUACAGUGGCUGCAGUGACAGCAUUGGCUCAUCAUGCGCCUGCGGCUGCAACAGCCACAGCCACAGCCACAUCGGCAACCACAAAUGUGGCAGCUGCUGAUGAGCGCGGUAGUCGCAUCUACUCGCCGGUAACCUUUAAGGAUGUGGCAAGGCGUAGCAUUGCCAAUUCCCCAGUGCGCAGCAAUGCUGGUGCUAGUUGUUAUCCAGAUCAGAACAAGCGGCGCGAAUCCCGCUCCAAUUCCACUGGUCACGUUUUCAUGCGCUCUCCCAGCGACAUCUUUGGCUCACUUAUACUGGAUACCGAGGAGUUUCUCGAGGAUUUGCAAAUCUCACGUGGCUCGCUUGCAAAUUCUAGCAGCAACAACAACAACAGCCAAUCACCCUGUGGCUUCAGUCCGACGCCACCAUUUCGCAUUGGCAGUGCUCCGCCAAAGCCAAGACCCAGCAAUCCAGACGUGUUUACGGCCGAGGAACUGGCCGUCAUGGAUCAGCUAACGCCACCAUCAACGGCACCACCACGGGAAACAGCCACUUGCAGCAGCGCCGCUCUGAGACCAUCCACAUCCAAUGCAUCCCUAGACCGGGACAAGGGAGCCAAGAUGAAAAAAAUCACAUUCUCAACUAGAACCACCUUGGAAGCGUCCAAUACGCCACCGCCUCCGUCAGUCGCCGCUAUCGCCAGUACAUCCAAGGUGGCCACCAAAACUACAGCUGCGAUUCUCGCUCCCAAACCUAGUGCUUGUCCCAUGCGUCGGUCAAAGUCACCGCCUGUGCUGGUGGGCACAGCACCUGCCGUGGUGCAGGCCAAAAGCGAAAGCAUUCGACCUGGCUCCAAUGAUUCCAUGACAUCGAUAUCCUUGCAUUCACCACCACCGCAUCGUUCCUGUUCCGCGCCAGCCAGACCCCACUCCAUGUCCAAGGCGGCACGCAAAGCUUUCCUGGCCGCCAAGCAAACAAGGGCCAUGGAGAAGUUGGACAAAAUGAUUGAGGAAGCACAGGAAGUGGAGUCCCAGUCGACAACUAAGGUAGCCAAUAUGCGUCUUGCCAUUUUCGGACAUGAUGGCGGUGACGGUGACUUGGCAGCUGGUGGUUGUCCACUGUUCCUGCCACCACCACCGCCACAAGCAUUGGGUCGCGCAAUGCCCAGUUCUAUAUCCGAUUCGAGUAUUUGUAAUCAUGGGCACAGCCAUGCGCCUAGUUGUCAUCAUGCGGUGCAUGAGCACAAGCUAAGCAACAGUCAGAGUUUUCAACAUGCUCGCACCUCCGGCCCCAUAACACAUCAAUGCUGCAGCGGAUUUGGACACGGCAAUGGACGACAUUCGCAUCGCGUGCACUCGAAUGCCUGUAAUCUGCUCUAGAGAACUAAGUAUACUGACAAACUCCUUA
Molecule: messenger RNA, 3380 nt
Organism: Drosophila innubila
Lineage: Eukaryota; Metazoa; Arthropoda; Insecta; Diptera; Drosophilidae
Gene: Gyc88E
Product: soluble guanylate cyclase 88E
Exons: 10
Coding region: 29-3352 (1107 amino acids)
Biological process (GO): nitric oxide-cGMP-mediated signaling; cGMP biosynthetic process; response to oxygen levels
Cellular component (GO): guanylate cyclase complex, soluble
Molecular function (GO): heme binding; oxygen sensor activity; guanylate cyclase activity
Source: RefSeq, a predicted model, not a curated record